GAUUAAUCGCAGAAUGACGGACCAUGAAGUGCCGCGAAUAUAAGCCCCCAGGCGCGUUGGCAAUCCGAUCAAAUUCAUUUCGCCACCAGACAGAGCAACAUGGUUAGGUUGGCGUUUAUCCUGGGAUUGGGCCUUUUGGCUUUGGCCAAAAGUGUUAAUGCACAGAUGACCAACAUAUUUGCCAUGACCAAUACGAAACUGCUCACUGAGCACAUUGCUGGUGGGGAUCAUUAUUCGAGUAUUUUCAACACCAGACGCUUGUCAGUGGAGUUCUUUGAGCACUACGCCAAUGUAACUCUAGAGGAUCUCACGGCGAACUCGAACUCGAGGAUACCCUCGUUGCAGGAUCUCGAGUGCCUAGCGGAUCUAGCGCUCCUGUCCAAGGACCUAUCGUCCUUUAAAUUCUGGGCCCUGAAGAUGAUUGACUCCUGGGGCCUGCUGCCUUCGGGAAUGCUGGCGGGCAACUGGUGGAACUUGGGCAACUUCGACGAGUGCAUUGCAAUUGACCAUGCUGUGACCAGCAGUCACAGUAUCAAGGGCAAGUACUGCAUCACCAAACUGACACCAGCUCCAAGUCUGCUGCCCAUAUUAGCUCUCAAGUCAGCUGUCUGCUUUCCGGCCACCUGUUCCGCCGCUAACAUGGAUACGAUGCUCCGAAGGCUCUUCCAGAAGCUGCUCACCGUGGAGAUUGAUGCAGAUGUGCAGAUCGUCGCCGAGGAGACAUGCCAGACCGCAGUGAAGAAACCGUACGAUGGCCUCGCCAUAUUCACCAUAGUGAUCGUUUCGAUCUUGGGUGCUAUAGUGGGCGUCUGCACUAUUUUCGAUUAUUUCUUUUGCAAAGAUGAGAAAACCAUCCAUCCAGUGGUAGAAGCCUUCUCGGCACGAGCUAACUCGCGUGCCCUAUUCCGCAUUGUGGACACCAAGGCGAAUCCCAACGUCAUCGAUUGUCUUCAUGGGAUCCGAUGCCUUUCCUUCAUCUGGGUGGUCUACGGUCAUGACUAUAUGGUGCUUGCCACGUCGCCCAACAUUAAUAUGGGUUACCUUCUGACGUGGAUCAACUCAUUCUACAGUCUGUUUGUAAAACAUGCGGUCUAUGCGGUGGACUCAUUUUUCUUCCUGAGCGGUCUGUUGCUCGUGGUGAUUGCCCUGCGAUCAAUGGAUAGAACCAAGGGAAAGCUGAAUAUACCCCUAAUGUAUUUGCAUCGGUAUCUGCGACUCACGCCCAUCCUGGCCAUUGCCAUACUCUUCUACAUGAAGAUCCUGCCGCUGUGGGAAAGCGGGCCACUUAAAGGAUCAAUAAGCUUUGAUGACUACUCAGCAUGUGAGAGCACCUGGUACUGGACACUACUCUAUGUGCAGAACUAUGCGACUGAUAGCCUGUGCCUAAGUCAUUCCUGGUACCUGGCGGUGGACAUGCAGCUGUACAUCUUUGCACCAUUCCUCCUGAUCUGCCUGUACAAGUGGGGCAAGAAGGCGGCUGCCGGAAUCUUUGUUCUGAUGCUCCUGCUGGCCGGCUGUCUUUUUAGCAUCAUGGUCAUCAAUGAUUUAUCGCUAGGAAGCGGCGGUGAUUCGAUGAGGAAGCUCUACUAUGCCACACAGACUCGUGCUUCUCCCUACCUGAUUGGCAUACUGUUCGGCUACUUUCUUCAUACCAACCGGGGCAAGGAUUUCAAGCUGAACCGCCUGGCUGUCCUCCUGGGAUGGCUGAUUGCGUUGUCACUGAUAGCCAGCUGCCUGUUUUCGAUCUAUGGUCAGAACACGUUGCCCAUUGUGGAGGAGGCCUUCUACGUAAGCCUAACCAGGAUCGCCUGGCCCCUUGGUCUCUGCUGGGUGGUUUUCGCCUGCAUGCACGGUUACGGAGGACUGGCCAACAGCUUGCUAUCCUCUCCCCUGUGGCAGCCGCUGUCCAGGCUAUCCUAUUCCGCCUACAUCUUUCACAUGUUCAUCGAGAGCUUGAACGGUGGAAUCACGCACACAAGUACCUACUUUAGUGACUAUCAAGUGAUGCUUCGAUUCUGGACGGACUUUGGCUUUACGAUUCUGUUCUCGUACCUCAUGCAUAUCCUAAUCGAAGCGCCAUUCGCCGGUCUGGAAAGCCUUUUGCUGCCCGCAAAGAGGCCAAAUGCCAAGCCGGCCGCGGUGGUGGAGCCCAGGAUGUCGGAGGUGAAGGCAUCAGUCGAAGAAUCUCCAGUAGGUAAGCCUGCGGAAGCGAUAUCCACGAUACCCGACGAAGUUAUUCAGGCUGCUCCCGAAAAGAGCAACGUUUUAGUAUAAUUACAUUUAAAAUAUAUGAUUUCAUGCGUUACGU
Messenger RNA from Drosophila melanogaster (fruit fly), 2308 nucleotides. RefSeq lists its product as uncharacterized. Lineage: Eukaryota; Metazoa; Arthropoda; Insecta; Diptera; Drosophilidae. The transcript has 9 exons. The record is from RefSeq and is marked reviewed. Bases 100 to 2274 code for a protein of 724 amino acids. Gene Ontology annotation, molecular function: acyltransferase activity, transferring groups other than amino-acyl groups.